CUUCUUCUUAAUUCGCCAUCAUUAAAUGAUAAAUGUAAUCUUGAGUUGGUAUUAUAUAAGAUCAGGUUUGUUUUCCUCCUGGCCCUCGUUUCUUUCGCUCGGUUUCCACCACAAAGGUGAAUAUACUCGUACCUGAAAUCGUUAUCACAAGACUUUUGAGAUGUAUAAAAAUGCGAACACAAUUUCAAAUCGCUUUGAGUGCGGUGCAAAAAGCUUUAAUUGUCGGUUGUGUGCUCGGGAGCUCAGACUUAAUAGAUCAAUAUUUCCUUGAAAUUUGUGGAAAAACUGGUUGCCAAAUAGGCCAAUUGCAUAUAAGAUUCCAAUACAUCUUUGCACAGAAAAUGGUGUUGACGGAAGUCCUUUUUCUGGUGGUUGCCGCCCUAGUAGCACUGUACACGUGGUUUCAGCGAAACCACAGCUAUUGGCAGCGAAAGGGCAUACCGUAUGUACCACCCACACCGAUAAUAGGAAACACAAAGGUAGUCUUUAAGUUGGAAAAUUCCUUCGGCAUGCACCUGUCGGAGAUCUACAAUGAUCCUAGUGUUAAGGACGAAGCCGUGGUAGGGAUUUAUUCCCUUAAUAAACCUGGAUUGAUUAUUCGUGAUAUAGAUCUGAUCAAAUCCGUUUUGAUCAAGGACUUUAAUCGGUUUCACAAUCGUUAUGCUCGCUGUGAUCCGCAUCGCGAUCCCUUGGGCUAUAAUAAUCUGUUCUUCGUGAGGGAUACCCAUUGGAAGGACAUUCGCACCAAACUCACGCCCGUUUUUACUAGUGGAAAGGUUAAGCAGAUGUAUACUCUGAUGCAAGAGAUUGGCAACGAUCUGGAGGCAGCUCUCGAAAGACAUGGGGAGAACAGCUCUGGCAAGUAUAUCACCGAAAUCAAGGAGAUCUGCGCCCAGUUCUCUACGGACAGCAUAGCCACAAUUGCCUUUGGUAUCCGUGCUAACAGCCUUCAGAAUCCUAACGCCGAGUUCCGUAACUACGGACGCAAGCUUUUUACUUUUACUAUAUCACGUGCCAAAGACUUUUUCGUGGCCUUUUUCCUACCCAAGCUGGUAUCCCUAAUGCGCAUCCAGUUCUUCACACCAGACUUUGCACAAUUCAUGCGAAGUACUAUUGGUCAUGUGAUGCAGGAAAGGGAGCGAACGGGCUUGCUUCGUAAUGAUCUGAUUGAUGUUUUGGUGGGCCUACGUAAAGAGGCGGCUGCAGAGCCUUCGAAACCUCAUUAUGCCAGAAACCAUGACUUCCUAGUGGCUCAGGCGGGUGUAUUCUUCACGGCAGGUUUCGAGACUUCCUCCUCGACGAUGUCCUUUGCUUUGUACGAGCUGGCCAAACAUCCCGAGAUGCAGAAACGUUUGCGCCAGGAGAUUAACGAAGCAUUGUUGGAAGAGGGUGGAACAUUAUCCUACGAGAAGAUUCAGUCCUUAGAGUACUUGGCCAUGGUGGUGGAUGAGGUGCUGCGCAUGUAUCCGGUAUUGCCGUUUUUAGACCGCGAGUAUGAGAGUGUGAAGGGACAGCCGGAUCUAAACCUAAAGCCGUUUUAUGAUUAUACUUUUGAGAAUGGAACUCCUGUAUUUAUACCAGUUUACGCAUUACAGCAUGAUCCAAAGUACUGGCAAAAUCCCAGCCAAUUUGAUCCGGAGCGCUUCUCUCCCGAGAACCGCAAGUCCAUCGUAGCCAUGGCAUAUCAGCCUUUCGGAUCCGGGCCCCACAACUGUAUUGGCAGUAGAAUUGGACUCCUUCAGAGUAAACUAGGACUUGUUAGCCUGCUAAAGAAUCACUCGGUAAGAAGCUGCGAUGCUACCAUGAAGGAGAUGAAGUUCGAUCCCAAGGGUUUUGUGCUGCAGGCCGAGGGUGGCAUCCACCUGGAAAUCGUCAACGAUCGCCUCUAUGAGGAGAGCGUGGCACACGUCCAAUGAAUAAACAAUAUGAUUCAACGAACUAUAGUAUAUAUUUUUAAAGUGAUUAGCUGACAAGGUAAUCGCAUUUUGACAGCUUUCAUUUGAUAAACUUGUAACGUACAUUAUACAAUUCUCCGUGUCAGAAGCGGCGCCUAGUCUACUGAAUAAAAACAAAAUCAUUAUCAAAUUACAUUUAAUCUUGGGGGCAGGGAAGCUAUAAAAUUGCGCCACCAAUAAAUACCUUUAAUCUACUUGAUUAAAAUCAAAUGCAAAUGCAUUUCAAAAAUGUAACAAUAACGUAAUGAUGUAUUUAACUAAAAACAAAGUGAGUUUAGAUAGAUCAGUGAAUACGUAAUGUCGAUAUGUGUAAGUACCCCAGAAUGACAAAAAUAUAUGUACAUAUAUAUGAUUGAA
This is a messenger RNA of Drosophila eugracilis, 2312 nucleotides long. RefSeq names its product cytochrome P450 6g1 (gene Cyp6g1). The transcript is spliced from 4 exons. Gene Ontology annotation, molecular function: monooxygenase activity; heme binding; iron ion binding. The coding region runs from base 171 to 1916 and encodes 581 amino acids. The record is from RefSeq and is a predicted model, not a curated record. Gene Ontology annotation, biological process: insecticide catabolic process; response to DDT. NCBI's taxonomy places the organism in Eukaryota, Metazoa, Arthropoda, Insecta, Diptera, Drosophilidae.